Vespa crabro (European hornet) is the source of this 9599-nucleotide messenger RNA. RefSeq names its product cAMP-specific 3',5'-cyclic phosphodiesterase (gene dnc). Gene Ontology annotation, biological process: signal transduction. Lineage: Eukaryota; Metazoa; Arthropoda; Insecta; Hymenoptera; Vespidae. The transcript has 13 exons. Gene Ontology annotation, molecular function: 3',5'-cyclic-AMP phosphodiesterase activity. Gene Ontology annotation, cellular component: nucleus; cytosol; perinuclear region of cytoplasm. The record is from RefSeq and is a predicted model, not a curated record. The coding region runs from base 774 to 3947 and encodes 1057 amino acids.
ACGCGACCUCGUGCGGAUCGGUCGUCGUCUGUCUCUUUCCCUUUCUCUUUUCAACAUAAUCAUAUAAUUACUUCGGAAGUAUCGCUUAUCGCUUUUGUAUCUUAAACGAAAUAGAUUAUUAAACUCGCGUGCGCCCUUAAAAUCGAAUAUUUUUUUCAUGACCGUUCAUGAAGGUGUGUGUUAAGAAUAUGUGUGUAUGUUAAAUCGUAAGAUUGAAAAAGUUUUCCUCAGUGAAAAGUUUAUCAGCUAGUAUUUCGAAUCAAUUUCAUUAAACAAUUACCAUUAGAGACCGAGAAGACAUUUAUCUGAUUGUUCCAAUAGCUUCGUCGUCGUCGUCAUCGUCGUCGUUGUCGUCUCGAUCAAGGAUUUGCAAGAUGUGCUAAACAAAAAAGUGAAAAGAGCAGUUCUGAACGAUUAAGAAGCCAUGUAAAUCGAAGAAGAGGAAGCCAAAUCUGAUUUUAAAUUUUUCAUUCAAAAGUAUCAUUCAAAUCGUUCGAUGCCAAGUGAUUUUAAUCGAAGAUAUGUGAAAAUGAAUGAAAAGAUUUAAUUGCCGCGAUGAUUUUCUGACGAACUAAGACUUCACUUCAUCCCUUCCUUUAAAUCUCUUUAAAACCGAUCCUCUCUCGUUGAUCCAAUCAUUAAAAUUUCAUAUUAAUCCAAGCGAUAGAGGAUUCUCGAGAGUAUUUUCGUAAAUUAAAAAAGAGAGAGAGAGUGAGAGAAACAAAAACAAAAAUUAAGAGAGAGAGAGAGAGAAAGAGAGAAAUCUUAUCGAGAUGGAAGAGGAUGAUACAGAGGAUAUGCCGGUAACUUUGACCAACAAAUUGAUAAAGAAAAAAACUAUGUCGACAACGAGAAAGAUAAUGAACGCGCAGGCAUAUACGUCAGCUAGAACAUUUUCCGGUGGUCAGAUCACUAUUCGUAGACAAGACUCGGCCGAUGAAUCCGACACGAUGGAAUAUGCUUCCGAAAACGAGGUCGAGAAUAUACCUAAGGACGAGGAAUGUCCCGAGCCACUUGUGAUCGAUGAGAAAGGCAAUAGGAUAUCCGGAACGGACAGACACUCCGUUGAUCUUCCUGAAGAAGCCGAGUCGCUUUUGAUGGGUCAUCAAAAGAGUAGUCAUCGUUUUUCAUCGACGACGAUCUGUGUUAACGAGGAGGACAUGACACAUAACACCAGUAGUAGAUACUCCGGCACUAGACUGGGUCUUUUCAUGAGUAGACGAAGUCCGCAAUCCAGUUCAAGUCAGGAAGAUUAUGAGCCUGAAGUGAAAAGUUUGUCUAGAUUGCAAAGACAGCAUCAUCAUCUGCAACAACAACAACAACAACAACAACAACAGCAACAACAACAGCAACAACAUCUUUUAACAGCUGGUGGUAGUAGUGGCCAAGUGACAGCAAGAUCAAUGGAAAGCUUACGUUCCUCGAGAAACUUUCUCAGUGCCGACGAUCGUUAUAGCGACGAACGAAAGUCUUUAGAAUCUUUAUCCUCCUCAUCGGAAACCCAUUUGACAACUUCAAAAAGUCACUAUCGUAGUUUCUUAACGUCAUCGAGCAAGGACGUACGUAGGAUUAUAACUCAGGUCGAGUCUAAAAGCAGCGAAAAUCUUCAUCGCGAAGAAAGCUUGAACGCCGAGGUUCGUCGUGGACUUUUUGCAAAUACAGGGCUCGAAAGAAAAUUACCUCAACAUUUAAGCCUUCCACCGCCGUCAAACGUUUUCUCAUUGACAAGUCCCGGUGGCAGCGAUCGAAAGAUCACUAUACUUAGUCCUCAUUCACCUAUUAACUCAACGGAAUUUCAAUUCUCCGCGCAGACUUUGAAGAGCAGGAGGAAGAAGGCCAUCGUCUUGCCUAGGUUGGUGUUGCCCCGAAGCGAAUCCGAAGUUUUUUUAGAUUUCGACGUCGAAAAUGGAGCUUCGACGUUGGACGGUGGUGCCGGUGGCGGUGGAGGAGCCUCGCCAAGUGCAGGCUUGGUUCUCCAAACGCUACCACAAAGAAGGGAAAGUUUUCUUUAUCGGAGUGACAGCGAUUUUGAGAUGUCACCGAAGUCGAUGUCACGAAACAGUUCCAUUGCCAGUGAAAGGUUCAAAGAGACAGAGCUUCCUGUCGAGCGAGCGAUAUUUACCGAUCAGUACAGUCAUGGAGAGGAUCUCAUCGUUACGCCGUUCGCGCAGAUACUCGCUUCUCUUCGUGCGGUUCGGAACAAUUUCUUGUCGCUCACGAAUGUCCCGACCAACAAAUCACGAAGGAGUAGCGGGGCGCAGGGUAGCAGUACGCCACAGCCACGGAUCCUGGCACCCGGAGAGGAGCCCUACAUAAAACUUGCCGUGGAAACGAUGGAAGAAUUGGAUUGGUGUUUGGACCAGCUGGAAACUAUUCAGACUCAUCGGUCCGUGUCCGAUAUGGCCUCCCUUAAGUUCAAGAGAAUGCUGAACAAGGAACUCCUUCACUUCUCGGAAUCGUCCAAGUCCGGGAAUCAAAUAUCUGAAUAUAUCUGCAAUACUUUCCUAGACAAGCAGCAAGAACUCGAUUUGCCAUCUUUGCGGAUCGAAGAUGCGGUCGCAGCAGCCGGAAGCGUGGACGCUCGUGCCGCCAAGAAGAAGGACAGGGUACAGAGGGGCCCAGCUGCUAUGUCGCACAUUAGUGGCGUUAAAAGGCCACUCACGCACACUAACAGCUUCACGGGAGAACGAGUACCCCUUCACGGAGUGGAAACACCACACGAGGAGGAACUUGGCAAGUUAUUGUCGGACAUCGACAAGUGGGGCAUCGACAUCUUCAGGAUAGGCGAGCUCAGUAAUAAUCGACCUCUCACCUGUGUCGCUUAUACGGCCUUCCAAAGCCGAGAUUUGUUGAAGUCGUUGGCAAUACCGCCGAAGACCUUCGUUACCUUCAUGAUGACCCUUGAGGAUCAUUACGUGAAGGAUAAUCCCUUCCAUAACAGUCUUCACGCCGCCGAUGUGACCCAAUCCACUCACACAUUACUCAACACACCCGCCCUCGAGUCUGUGUUUACGCCGUUGGAGAUCACAGCAGCUCUGUUUGCGGCCACGAUCCACGACGUGGAUCAUCCCGGGCUAACGAAUCAGUUCCUUAUCAAUUCGAGCUCCGAGCUCGCCCUGAUGUACAACGACGAGUCCGUAUUGGAGAAUCAUCACCUUGCGGUGGCGUUCAAGCUUCUGCAGAACGAAGGUUGCGAUAUAUUCGUGAAUAUGACGAAAAAGCAACGGCAAACCUUAAGGAAAAUGGUGAUCGACAUGGUCCUAUCAACGGACAUGUCGAAGCACAUGUCCCUAUUAGCAGAUCUGAAAACAAUGGUAGAAACGAAGAAAGUCGCUGGUUCUGGCGUAUUACUUCUAGACAAUUAUACAGAUCGCAUACAGGUGUUAGAGAAUCUCGUUCAUUGUGCGGACCUGUCGAAUCCAACGAAACCAUUACCGCUUUAUCGACGAUGGGUGAGCCUAUUGAUGGAGGAGUUUUUCCUCCAGGGUGAUCGAGAGCGCGAACAGAACAUGGACAUAAGUCCUAUGUGCGAUAGGCACAGCGCUACGAUCGAGAAGUCGCAGGUCGGCUUUAUCGAUUAUAUUGUGCAUCCGCUUUGGGAAACCUGGGCAGAUUUGGUACAUCCUGACGCUCAAGAGAUUUUGGAUACGUUGGAAGAGAAUAGAGAUUGGUAUCAGUCGAUGAUACCACCAUCACCACCGUCCGACGAUCAACAACAGCUACAGGCUGGAAACGAUCAACAACAACAGUCCGAUAAAAAACAUUUUCAAAUGACAUUGGAAGAAGGUGAUGAGAGCGGAGAGACAUUAGAGGGUAACGACGGUGGUGGUGAUGGCGAUGGUGGUGGUGGCGGUGGCGGCGGCGGUGGCGGCGGUCAGACAACAACAUUUUCAAGCCAGGACGUGGGCGUUGAGAACGAUGAAAACGGCGCGGAUGCUGGAAUGUGACGGAGGCUCGCCGGUAUCUGCAAGAAGCUCCACGAGAAGGUGCAGCAGACUUGGUGGCGCGUGCGUCAGUGACACGAGCACGAGCAGGAGAGCCGCGCUGGCUGCAGGUCGCGGUGUUGCUCUGCUGACGCAACGAUAAAAAGGAUCCAUCCUUUUGUCCUUGGUAUAUUCCUGAGCACGUCGAAGUUGCCUGGAUUAAUAAGUAAUAUCCUGGGCUUUAUUAUUGAUCGUUGUUUAACGAGCGAUGAAGAUGCGCUUGCUUGGUUAAAGACUGCUAAUAUAAGUGCUGAAAUUUUUGGGCACUGACGGAAGAAAAGAAAAACAAAGAUGAGAGAAAAAAAACUGAGAAACUGAAUAGGAUCGUAGGAUAAAAGAAAGAAUUAAAACAAAAAAAAAACAAAAAAAAAAACAAAAAAAAAGACAGAAAAAAAAGGAAAAAAAAAUACAAGAGAGAGGAAAAAAAUUACCAGCACUCCCUCCCUCCCCCUCGUUGCUCGCCCUGGUUCUCUUCUUGUCGUUGUCACCAAUAUCAGUAACAACAGCAGCAGCAGCACCACCACAACCACCACUCAACCAACAUCACCGCCGUUCUCUGUCGUCGCUUAAAAAAAACUUUAGAAAACGCGACGAUUUGACGGCUCGUUGUCGACGCAUCAUCCUCGAAAAGCGGAACGCUCUCUUUUUCUCUCUAUAUCUCUCUAUCUCUCACUCUCACUCUCUCUCUCUCGUACGCGGAAGUGAAGAUCGUUCGUGACUUCUAUUUUCGGGCGGUACACUACAAAUGGAAAAAGAAGAAGAAGAAGAAAUACGAUCUUCAAUCAACGGGAUGGCGUGUUGGCGGCUGGUCCGAAACGCGUCGCGUCCGAAGAGAAACGAGAAAAGGAUUUGUCCUGGACGAGAGAUAUAUAACAAGUAUUGUCGCGCUUCAUGCGAAGAAUAUUCUGUCCUCGUCGUUGUCGUCAUCGUUCUCCUCAUCGUAACUCCAUUACCUGAUUUUUUACCUUUCUCUCUUUCUCUCUCUUUCUCUCUCUCUUUCUCUCUCUCUCUCUCUCUCUCUUUCUCUCUGACUCUAUCUCUAUCCUUUUCUAUCUCCUUUAUCCUUUCUCCUUUCGUUGUUAUUUCUUGUUCUCCUUUCUCCUUUCCGUUAUUUUCUACGAUUGGUUUCGAUCGCACUGAAGAAAGACUAUUUUGGAAAUGAACGGUGCAUCUUUUGUCCUCUUUCAAUUAUCUCUUUAUUUCUUAUUCUUUCUCUCUCUCUCUCUACCUCCUUCCCUCUAUCUAUCUAUUUAUCUAUCUGUCUAUCUAUCUGUCUAUCUAUCUCUACCUCUAUUUCCUAUCUCAUUGAAGUUAAAGUAAUAAUAAACGGAGGGAUUGAAUCUCUUUCUUCACAAUGUACCUGCGCAAAUAAAGCGAGAUUCUGUUUUUCACGAUUGGUCGACAAUCGGUCGAUGCUCGAAAAAAAGAAGAAGAAGAAGAAGAAGAAUAAGAAGAAGAAGAUGAAGAAGAAGAUGAAGAAAAAAAUGAAGACAAAAAAAAAGAAAUAGUAGAAGAAGAAGAUAUAAUGAUUUAUGAGGAUAAAGAAAUGAAAAAAAGUUAAGAUGGGAGUUUAUACUUGCUACGUGCUACGCAUAAACGAAAGGCACUAAAACUUCGCUUGAGAAAAGACGAAGACAAAGAAUCGCACAGGAUCCUCAACGACAUAUCAAAACAUUGAACGGUACAAUAAUGGUGUAAGAUUUUAUUCCGAAGGAUUCGUAGUUGGAUUUCGUGGGCUCGAUUAAUAUCGUAUUCGUAUAUCUAAUCUAUGUAAUAUAUAUAUAUAUAUAUAUAUAUAUAUAUAUAUAUAUAUGUAUGUAUAUAUAUAUAUCUCUUUCUCUCUGUCUCAUACGAUUGAAACAUACGCAAAGCUUUUCCACAUAGAAUAUUGUUUAGAUGUGACCAUCGUCGAAAGAUUAAAUAGAUGCAAUCGUGUUGGAAUUCAAAGUACAAAAUAAAAGAAGGAAAAAGAAAGUAUGAAUGGACGACGAAUGAGGAAAAAAAGAAGAAAAUAAAAGAAAAAAGAAUGGAAGAGAUACACGCGCACGUGUAUUAACAAUAAUCAAAAAAUGAUAUGAUAAAAAAUGGACCACCCUUGGGAAAAUCUUAGAAAAAGAAUGGAAUUUAUAACUCGUAAGGUAACAAUGCACGUGCACGAGGUAUUUGCAUAAUUUAAAAAAAAAAAAAGAAGAAGAAGGAAAAAGAAACUUCCUAUCUUUGAUUCUUCCAUGAAUAAUGUGGAUCAUCAUUCGAGUUGAUAUAAUAUCUAUAAAAAUGAUUGACAACAGUGUUUAUUUUUCAUGAACGUGCAAAGAUUUUCAUCGUAAUUUGUCAGAUAAAGACGAGUCGUAAUCUUCGUUAAGGAAGCAGACAGCCACGUUUUAAGACGAAGAUAACGAAUAAAAAAAGAAAAGAAAAAGAAAAAAAAAGAGAGAGAGAGGGAGAGAGAGAAAGAGAGAAAAGGAGAGAGAGAAAGAGAGAGAGAAGAGAGAAAGAGAGAGAAAUAGAAAUAGAAAUAGAAGUGGAAAAGACGAAAGUAAGAAGGAAAAAAGAGACUAUUAUAUACCGGCGUAAAAGAUGUUAUAUGUGAAAAGACAGACAUGAUUAAUUUUAAUAUAAUAACUCUGCGUUAGAAAAAAGAGCUGGACUUUUUAGGUUUGUAUAUUAAAAUUAAUUCAUUCGAAACUUGCUAGGAGAGAAAACAAAAAACAAAAAAGAAAAAGAAAAACAGUAAAGAAAAGAGAAACAAUGCUCUUUCUUCUUGUGAUCAAAAUGAAGAAGAUAGAAAAAAAAAAAAGAAAGAAACAGGAAUAAAAAAUUAUAAAAAAUAUUGAGGAACAUUGCGCGACAUGACACACAUACAUAUAUAUAUAUAUAAAAUACGCUCUUUUGUACACUUGCGCUAUUUCUUAACACGGGGUUAGACACGGAUGAACACAUACAUGCCUACAUACAUAUAUAUGAUAAAACAAAAUGUAAAACGCAUAUAUACAUAAUACUGACAUCUCAAACUAUCACGAUUUUAUCAUGCAUUUUACGCUACUAUAUAAUGCAAAUAAUGAACGACGAAGGCGCGCGAGCGCGCGUCGAAGUCUAAUGAGGAAGUUAAAUUCUUUUUAACCAAAGAGUAAUAUUAGUGAUUGUCGUUAUAAAUCGAUCAUCGAGUACGAAAGCGCCCACGUACGCGACAUUAUUUAAAAUUGCCGAUACGUUUCACGCGGCAACGAACCGUAUUUUCUCUCUUGGCUUUUAGCGAGAUCGAUAGAAAAUAAUGGGAAAGACCUGUGUGUAAUCCGUGUUUAUAGAACAACACUUGCGCAGAUCGAUGUAUUAUGGCAAACAACAAAAAUACCACAGAUAUUAUAACGGGGUUGGGGGGAAGGGGAAAGGGGGGAGAAAAAAAAGACGAAAAAGACAACAAAAAAAAAAAAAGAAGAAGAAAAGAAAAGAAAAAAUACAACUUCGCUUUAAUAAUGUUUGUGAAACAAACGCGAAACUUUCUAAGUUGUAUACCUUCGACGUUCUAGACGAUCUUCGCGUGAUGUAUAAAGAUCUGAUUUCAAAGUCAUGUCGAUUUUUGACGUGGCUCAUAUUGUAGAGAGAGAGAGAGAGAGAGAGAGAGAGAGAGAGAGAGAGAGAGAGAGAGAGAGAGAGAGAGAAAAGAAAGAAAAGAAAGAAAAGAGAAUGAAAAAAACCAUUGAAGAUCCUCUGAACGUCGAUCGUUUGGUAUUUUUGCAGUGUAAAAGCGCUGAUUCUUCGAAAUCGUCUUCUUUUCUUUCAAAAGGUCGUUCGUACUUUGCUUCGAUUAAGAGAUUCUUGUAAAUUUUUUAGCAAGAAAUAAUAAUACAAAGAGAAAAAGAACAUUUAAAUAUAUAUAUAUAUAUAUAUAUAUAUAUAUAUAUGUCGUAUAUAUAUAUAUAUACAUAACAUAACUGAGUUGAAAAACUAAAAAUAAUCGAAGCUUAUACGAAUGGCUUGUGUUAUAAUCAUGUAAUAGCGAAGAUCAGCCUAAAAGAGGAGGAAAAAAAAAACAAGUAAAAAGUCGUAUACACAUUUAGAUAAUAAGCUCCUUCUAACUGUCGUACGUGAAACGCGGAAGGAUUAUAAUAAUAAUAAUAAUAAUGAUGAUGAUCGAGGAAAAGAAAAAAGAGAGAAAAACAAGAAAACAGAAAAAAAAUUUGAGAAGGAGACUCAUGUAUGUGUGUGUGUGUGUUUGUGUGUAUAUGUUUGAGCGUGCGCGCGUGUGUGUGUGUGUGUCUGUGUGUGCGUAUGAAUGUGUGUGGUAUCUCUUUUGGUCCACGUAAUCGUAUCAACUAUCGAGAACGAAAAAAAAAUCUGUAUCUAUGUCCGUAGGCAGUGAUCUAGUGAGUGUUUUGGUGCUGGUCACCAAGCUUAGAAUUAUUAUAUUUAAUUAUAAGAUUUACGAAGUACACGAUUAGAUUGUAAGCUGAUGAAAAAGAGAAAAAAAAAGAAAAAGAAAAAAAAAACAAGAAGAAAUCAACUUAACGAAGUUUCUUAGGGCAUAAGCAACGAGGUUAUGAAUAAAAAUUAAUAAUUAUCUAUUAAACACAAAAGAACUGAGGUCAGGAAACCAAAAAGUAAAAAAAAAAAAGGGAGGAAGGAGGAAGAAAAGAAAGGGGUGAAAAAAAAAGUAAUUAACUUUGUCGUCGUCAGUUUAUGACGGAUAAAUGAAAAAAGAUAACAACUGGAAGUUAGUAAUAAAAUUUAAAUGAAUCGUCCGAUAUGUCUAAGAUGAUGUUGUGUUUAAUUAGAAAUCGUGAGGAAUAUACAUACAUAUAAAUAUAUGUGUAAGCGAUCAUUUUCGACAUUCGAGAAUGAAUAUAAAAGUAAACAAUUAUCGCGAAUGCGCAGGUACAAUUUAUUUUACGCACCUUAAACUUCCAACACUAUCUUUCUCUCUCUCCAUCUCCAUCUAUCUCUCUCGCUCUCUCUGCCUCUCUCCCUUCCUCCCUUCCUCUCUCUUUUCUCUCUGUCUCUCUCUCUCUCUCUCAUAACCGUUUGUCAAUUGUUCAUUACGAAUAAAGAAAAAAAAAAGAAGGAAUGAAAAGUAUUAAGGACAAAAUGAAAAAAAAUAAUUAAACAAAAAAGAAAACCAACCAAAAAAAAAACAAAAUAUAAAAUACACACAAAAAAAAAAGAGAGAAAAAAAAUAAACAAUAAGCAAGGAGAAGAAAAAACGACAAAAAAAAAAACAAAACAAAACAAAGCACCGAUCGCGCGACGUUAGUCUUUAAUUUCUUCGGGUGAUUCGAAACUUACAUUAGAGUAAUGACGAUGUUUUACAAAGUGUGACAAUUACCGAUAACUUCCUGAGAUACGAUAGUAAACAGCGAUGAUGAUAAUGAUGAUGAUGAUGAUGAUGAUGAUGAUGAUGAUGAUGAUGAUGAUGAUGAUGAUGUCGAUGAUGAUGAUAAUGUUGAUGAUGAUGAUGAUGAUUUUUGAUGUGAUGAUGAUGAUGAUGAUGAUAAUCACGGUGACAAGAGAAAAUUAAAAAUACAACGUGUUUGAUUGCUGGACAGUUAAAUGAACAUGUAUUAAUAUCGUGUAACCCUCGUACGAAAUAUAUGUGUAAUAAAAACAUAUUUAUUGUCGGAA